CCUCUCUCCUCUCCUGUCUCUCUCUCUCACCCAGUCAAGCCUGUGAGCUCUUGGAUGGAAUAACGGCGUUUUCCCCUCGCUGGUGUCACCGGAGGCGACUGGAAAUAAUCUGGAGGAGCAGGACAGAGCUGAUCUGAUCUGAUCUGGUCGGGGUCCGGUCUUUCAGCUGGGACUGGUGAAGUUUCUCAGAGGCUGCCGGGACCGGCGGUCCUCCCUGAGCGCUGCAGCCAUGCGCCGGCCGGCGGGCCUGGCGUCGGACGUGGCGCUCUCCCUCCUGGCUCUGUCCGUCCUGUGCGGCGGCGUCUCCGGCCUCCUGCAGCCUCAGCCCAGAGUCUUCCUCCCCUUUGAAGAUCUGCAGGCCUCGCAGGCAUUCGAGCACUACAGCCUCUCAGAGAAGGCGAUGGACUACAGGAUCCUGCAGAUGGACGAGGAUCAGGACAGGAUGUAUGUGGGCUGCAAGGACCACGUCCUCUCCAUGGACAUCAACAACAUCACGCACGGCACGCUGAAGGUGUUCUGGCCGGCGUCCACAAGCAAAAUAGACGAAUGCCAAAUGGCUGGCAAGGACCCAACGCACGGCUGUGGGAACUUCAUCCGGGUGGUGCAGCCGUACAACCGCACUCAUCUGUUCAUGUGCGGCAGCGGAGCGUACAGCCCCGUCUGUGUGUUCGUCAACCGAGGCCGCAGACCAGAGGAACAAGUUUUUCACAUCGACUCAAAGACGGAGUCUGGAAAAGGGAGGUGCUCCUUCAACCCCCAGGUCAACACCGUCUCCGUCAUGCUCAAUCAGGAGCUCUUCUCUGGCAUGUACAUCGACUUCAUGGGGACAGACGCCGCCAUCUUCAGGAGUCUCACCAAGAGAAACGCCGUUCGGACAGAUCAGCACAACUCCAAGUGGCUCAGCGAACCCAUUUUCGUUGAUGCCCACCUGAUACCAGACGGAACAGACCCAAAUGAUGCCAAACUGUACUUUUUCUUCCGCGAGAGGCUCACAGACAACAAUGGAAAUACUAAAAAUAUCCACACCAUGCUGGCCAGAGUGUGUCCGAGCGACAUCGGAGGACAGCGGAGCCUCGUGAACAAGUGGACCACCUUCCUGAAGGCCCGGAUGGUGUGUUCGGUCCUGGAGGAAGACGGCACCGAGACCCACUUUGACGAACUCGAGAGCGUGUUUUUGCUGGAAACCGAUCAGCCCAAAGGCCUGCUGGUGUUCGGGGUCUUCACGUCCACAAGCUCCGUCUUCAAGGGCUCGGCCGUGUGCGUCUACAACAUGGCCGACAUCCUCACCGUCUUCAACGGGCCCUUCGCUCACAGGGAGGGGCCCAACUUCCAGUGGGUGGCGUUCCAGGGACGCAUCCCGUACCCCCGGCCGGGAACAUGCCCAGGCGGCGCCUUCACGCCCGACAUCCAGACGACGAAGGAGUUCCCGGACGACGUGGUGACCUUCGUCCGGAACCACCCGGUCAUGUUCAACCCCAUCUACCCGGUGGGCCGGAGGCCGCUGGUGGUCCGAACCAACGCCGACUACAGGUACACCUCGGUGGCCGUGGACCAGGUGGCGGCGGCCGACGGGAACUACCAGGUGCUCUUCCUGGGCACAGACAAAGGUACGAUACAGAAGGUGAUCGUGCUGCCGACCAAUCGCUCCCUGCAUGAAGACCUGAUCCUGGAGGAGCUGGAAGUCUUCAAGAACCAAGCCCCGAUCACAAACCUCCGAAUCUCAUCUAAGAAACAACAGCUGUACGCCAGCUCGGAGCUGGGCGUCUCGCAGGUCUCGCUGCACCGCUGCCACGCCUACGGCUCGGCCUGCGCCGACUGCUGCCUGGCCAGAGACCCGUACUGCGCCUGGGACGGCGCCACCUGCUCCCGCUUCUACCCCACCGGAAAGAGGAGAAGCAGGCGGCAGGACAUAAUCCAUGGAAAUCCACUCACCCAGUGCCGGGGAUUCAAUUUAAAAGCUUACAGAAACGCAGUGGAGAUGACGCAGUACGGCGUGAAAAACAACACCACUUUCCUGGAGUGCCUGCCCAAGUCUCCUCAGGCGUCCAUUCGCUGGCUGAUCCAGAGGGACAACGACAGGAGGAAAGAGGUAAAACUUAGCGACCGCGUCGUGUCCACCGAGCACGGCCUCCUCAUCCGCGCCGCCCAGCUGUCCGACCAGGGCCUGUACUACUGCCUGACCACCGAGAACGGCUUCAAGCGCACCGUCGCCAAGAUCCGGCUGCGCGUGCUGAGCGAGGCCAUGGUGAGCGUGCUGACGGACAAACAGCGGUCGCCUUGGGCGUGGGCCAGCUCCCUGCAUCCCAAAGCGCUGCUGGCGGCCUUCAGCCCCGCCGAGACGCUGGCCGUGCAGCAGUACUGCAAGGAGAGGAAGGAGCUGCAAAGCCUCCAGCAGAGGCAGCAGCAGCCGCCGCCGCCGCCCGGACCCCUCAGGGGGGAUCUGGCCAAGCUCAAGCCCCUCCUGGACCGGAGGAAGAGCCGCAAUCGACGGAAUCACUCCACCGAGGACUGAGGCAGGGAGCCGCAGGCUGAACUCACACAAAAACUCUCACUUUCCGCCUGAUUCAGAGUCAAGCUGAUCCUUUUCUUUUCUCAUCUGGACUGCAGAGCCGCACUGUGGAUGUACAGUAAACCCAGGAGGUGGGUGUGAGGAGCCUUUUCGGCAAAAUCCUUCUUUUUUUUUGCAUGAAGUACUGUGGUGCACAGAUGGCUGUGACGUACACACACACACACACACACACACACACACACUCAGCGAGUCAUUCAUUUGCAGUCACACAACAAACUGAAGUGGAUGCAACUGAUGAACUGUGUCCUCGGCUGACAUUUCUCUGAAUAACACACUCUGUGACGCAGUUUUCUGCAUCGGACUUCAGUCUCGGGCUGCUCGCUGAACAUGCGCUGACGUGGUGGAGAAUUGCAAUAACGAUACGAUUCUCGAAACAUGUCAGGGACGGUCGCGUGUUUUCACAGUGGGAUUUCUUCCAAAUAACAGUGCUGUUUCUCUUGCCCCAAAUUUACAACAAACUGGGAUGUAUUUAGUUCAUUUUUGUUUGUUUUUCCAGGCAGCAGCGUUUCCCAACACUUAGGGGAUUUUUUUAUCUUUAUUCUUAAAAUGUUUGUCUUCCACAUCCAGAAUUCUGUCAUUUUGAACAUGCAGAUCAUGAAUGCACAGUGCAUAAAAAUGCAAUUCAUCAUUGUUUAGUCAGUUUGCUGACUAAACAAAUACUGCAGAUAUAUAUGUCUAAACUAUGAUAAUUUUGCGGCAUAAAUGGAGGAUGGUACACAGUUAAUGCCCUCAUUAGUGUAUCAUUAUUUCAAAUACGUACUUACUGAAGUGUUUCUGUUCUAUGCCUGCAAAAUAUAGUGUGCAUUUUUCGUUAUCUCAAUAUUGACACAAUAGAAAUACACUGUGGGAAUGUAAAAUGACAGUUUAAAAAUAUUUAAAAAUGUUUUAAAUAUUUUCAUUAACAACUCUUGUUUACUAUGUGGAAGAAUUCAAAAUCAACAAAUACAUCAGUAUCGUCGGCGUAAGUGUUUAUAUUUAUCACAAAUCGCAGCGUUAUUGUGACACUCUUCAACAUUAUCGCAUGUUUGUUUCAUAAAGUCGUUCAGCUCCACUCCACUCCGAUGACAAACACAACUUGGAGAGCUGUGUCCGGGAAUAAUAGGGAAGCAGGUUAUGUUUAAUAGCGCAGAUGUUUUUCGAAUAAUAAAAAAAAAAGUGUUGAAAUUGAAGGAGUUAUGAUCCAGAGCUAAAGUUACUGAGCAGAAUAUGAAUUCCAUGUGAGCUGCUACAAAACCUUUCCCAGGUUUUUCCUCUGAUGUACAUAGUGGAAGCGCUCGUGCCUGAGCUGCGUUCUCCACCACAGCUUGUUUCCAGCACUCGUGCACGCCUCUAGAAUUCCAUCGACCAUGUAGAAAGUCUCUGAAUUGCUGCCGGGUUUAGAUUUUAGCAGCCAAAGCAGCUGAUACGCACAUCUUAGCUCAUGAGAAUUAAACGAGGCGCUGGAGCACGGCGGUAUAUGAGCUUUUUCCACACUUUCCCCCAUCAACAUGUACAGAAUCUCAGUUUAAAUGUAGUAAUUGUCGGUUAGUGAAUCAAUCUGUGAUUUAGACCAUUUGACAUAUGUGAAUAGGCUUUUUCUUUUUUAACGUAGCUAAUGUAGAUAGUUCAUUGUUUGUGUACAAAGUAUUUUGUCAUGCUUUUAAUUUAAUGUCGCGUGCGGCUUUGUGAAAGUGUCAUAUUGUAUAUAAAUUCACCACAUUUCAGCCACUAAUCGUGACUGUAUCUGCAAAUUGCAGAGGUAUGCAGUACUGAAGGACCGUUUACGCCGCCGUACAGUUCCCUGCUGUGUGACCGGUAACAUCAGUGUAAACUUGGCGUUUUGACAUCUGCGUAUUUCUAUUUAUUAAUGUGAUGAUAGCCUGAAUAAAUAUGUUCAGAUGAAUUUCCCGUUUACAGAAAGAAAUGAGUUUAUUGUAAGACCUCUCAUUCAAACUGUGUCAAAAUGUGGAUUUUCUGUUAAAUUUACCAUACCGUUUGUCACAUUUUUGAUUCAUUUGAGAAAUUAUUACAAUAAAACAUUUGCGUUAGCAUGCUAACUCUAAACUUUUAGGGUGUUUUUAACGUUUACUGUAAGUACAUUUAGAUAAUAUGCUAAUUCCAAUAUUGUAGCACAAUUUAAGGAACUAUUAAUGUAAAACCCAUGAGAACGCAUGCUAACUGAAAUGUUUCUAAGAGUAGGUUUAGAAAAUACAAUUAAUGGUAUGUAUUAGCCAAUUCGGUUUGUUACUAUGGGAC
Molecule: messenger RNA, 4804 nt
Organism: Salarias fasciatus (jewelled blenny)
Lineage: Eukaryota; Metazoa; Chordata; Actinopteri; Blenniiformes; Blenniidae
Gene: sema3c
Product: sema domain, immunoglobulin domain (Ig), short basic domain, secreted, (semaphorin) 3C
Exons: 18
Coding region: 230-2512 (760 amino acids)
Biological process (GO): neural crest cell migration; axon guidance; semaphorin-plexin signaling pathway
Cellular component (GO): plasma membrane
Molecular function (GO): chemorepellent activity; semaphorin receptor binding
Source: RefSeq, a predicted model, not a curated record